Molecule: messenger RNA, 696 nt
Organism: Aspergillus niger
Lineage: Eukaryota; Fungi; Ascomycota; Eurotiomycetes; Eurotiales; Aspergillaceae
Exons: 2
Coding region: 1-696 (231 amino acids)
Source: RefSeq, a predicted model, not a curated record
AUGGAUGUCGACAUUCUCACCCUAUACGGACCUGGGAUGUCCUUUUAUCGGUCGCAGAUUCAGUUGUCGUCUUCGAAAGAGAAUGGUAUAGUAGGAAGGGCAAAACUGUCAUCACUUUCGGCACCAGUGCUAAUGUCUACCCAGAGAUACACCUCGGCUCUUGAGUCGUUGAAGGCCAGCAAUCAGAACCUGGACUAUAAAAUGAGCACGCUACGCUCCAAUGUAUUCAGACUCAAGUCCGACUUGUCGAAGCUUCAGCGCCACGUCAAGGCGUUUCAUAAUGAGCUUCUGACCACAUGGCAGGCUGACACGCUGACCCGGUUGGUUGAAGUUGUCUACGAGCGACAAAAUUGGAAGUUACCAGGAGGGGCUGCUGUCGGUGAUCACAUCCAUUUGAGCCGCGAGAGACAGUCACGCAUAUUGGCCACGGCUGCGAGGAGGAUCAGAAAGCCGAUACUGAGAAAGAAUUUUGGGCUCUCGGUGCAGUACUACUCGGCUCUACAGAGAUACGACGAGGUGAGUGGUCAAUCCCGUCGGGAUUUAGCAGACCGGGCUCUGAUGUCAGCAGAUUGUCCACCUGCGCAGUACGAAUGCUUUUCGGACGGAAUGCACAUUUGCUCGAAGACUAGUUUCAGAAAAGGAGAAUCAUUGGGGCAUGUAUCGAUUUUGGGGGGCGCUGUUUCCCCUAUGCUAUAG